AUGGACGACUUGUCGGACAUGGAUCCAGGACCAGAAGAUGAUUAUGAAGAGGAUGAUGACCUGCGGAUCCACGGAGAAGCGUGCUUCCGAUAUACCGACCGUAGAACAUGGUAUGAGAAAGUGAUUAGAGGCUUCAAUAAGGUUUUCCAUAAACAUGGAAAAGAAAUCGAACGUCUCCCUGAACACUCAAUAUAUGGAUGCUUUGGUGUUAUCGAAGGAAGAGGAACAAAGCACGAUUGUGUGUCUUUCACGUGUAUCUAUAUGAAACAGUGA
Haemonchus placei is the source of this 273-nucleotide messenger RNA. Lineage: Eukaryota; Metazoa; Nematoda; Chromadorea; Rhabditida; Trichostrongylidae. The record is from the annotation of a GenBank genome assembly.